Messenger RNA from Eimeria necatrix, 1170 nucleotides. RefSeq lists its product as hypothetical. Bases 1 to 1170 code for a protein of 389 amino acids. Lineage: Eukaryota; Apicomplexa; Conoidasida; Eucoccidiorida; Eimeriidae. The transcript is spliced from 2 exons. Gene Ontology annotation, cellular component: nucleus. The record is from RefSeq and is a predicted model, not a curated record.
AUGUCCGGGCAGGAGGAGCCCGACCCGCUGCAGCAGCAGCAGCAGCAGCAGCAGCAGCAGCAGCAGCAGCAGUGGGGUGAGGCGCAGCAGGACCCCGGAGCGGGCGGAGCGGCGGCGCGAGCUGCGGCAGCGGCAGAAGAGCCGGAGCACGCGCUGCCCCCUGCAGCAGCAGCAGCAGCAGCAGCAGCAGCAGCAGCGCCUGCAGCAGCAGCAGCAAGCGACAGCGCCUCGUUCCUCUCGCGACGGCUGCAGACGCCCGCAGGAGACGAGCAGCAGCAGCAGGAUCAGCAGCAGCAGCAGCAGCAGCAGCGGGAGGAGGAGCAGCACGAGCCGCCGCCGCAGCAGCAGCAGCAGCAGCAGCAGCAGCGGCGGCGGGGGCCCCCGGCGAGGCCCCCCCCCCCCAGCGUGACUGUGGGGCGGGACCCGGGGGCCCCCGGGGCCCUGGGGGGCCCCUACGCAGCGCUGCGGGAGGACUUGUUGGGGCCCACCAUCUUCGACAUUCACUGCAAAGACAUUUCCAACUUUAAACGAAGUGGGGCCCUCUUCAGAAGAGUGGCAGUGGCCUACUUGGUGUUUGCUGCGCAACUGCCCAUAAACCUCGUGGGCUCUGCUGCGUGGCUGGUGGCGCUGCUGCUGCUGCUGAGCGGCCUUGCUGCUUGGGGAGUGGGGACUGAUGUUGCUGCUUGUGUCACUAGAGAAGGCGGUGCUGCUGUUUGCCAACUUGCUGCUGCAGCAGCAGCAGCAAUUGCUGCGCUGGUCCUCACGCUCUUUGCUGCGCUCGCCUACUGCCUCUUCUUCGCCCACAAGUUCUUCCGCGAACUCGACUUCGACAAGCAGCAGCAGCAGCAGCAGCAGCAGCAGCAGCAGCAGCAGCAGCAGCAGCAGCACGAGCAGCUCGCUGCAGCGGAGGAGCUGCAGCCGUCACAAACGCCCCUGCCCGGGGGGCCCCCAGGGGGCCCCCACACCCUUUCAGUACCCACUCAGGGGGGGCCCCACUUGGGGGCCCCCAGCAAGGGCUCCCCAGCCAGCCUCGCGGGGGGCCCCCCCGAGGGUUCACUCGCGGGCUUUUCGGGGGGCCCCCUGGGGGCCCCCCUGAGGGGCCCCCACCUGGAAAGUGAAACCCCUUUGCGCUCCGUCACCGAAGGCUCCCACGCAGCGAAGCAAGGCUGA